This is a messenger RNA of Cladophialophora yegresii CBS 114405, 1077 nucleotides long. RefSeq lists its product as uncharacterized. Gene Ontology annotation, biological process: DNA damage response; heterochromatin formation; leading strand elongation. The record is from RefSeq and is a predicted model, not a curated record. NCBI's taxonomy places the organism in Eukaryota, Fungi, Ascomycota, Eurotiomycetes, Chaetothyriales, Herpotrichiellaceae. The coding region runs from base 1 to 1077 and encodes 358 amino acids. Gene Ontology annotation, cellular component: epsilon DNA polymerase complex; CHRAC. Gene Ontology annotation, molecular function: chromatin DNA binding; protein heterodimerization activity. The transcript has 2 exons.
AUGCCGCCCCGAAAGAGCGGCGCCUCGACGGCAGCCAGUGCACCAGACGCCGUCAAUGGCGACGUAUCAAUGGUCUCGAAUGCCACCAACGCCGCGACGACUUCACCUACUCAGCACGUGCACGCGCACACGCAUCCCAAACAGUCGCGGCAAUCAGGCGGCGGAGGGGGGUCAGGGAAGCAACAAGACGACGGUGUUGGCAUUGAUGACCUCCUCCUCCCGCGCUCGCUGAUAUCCCGGCUCGCGCGCGGCUCGUUGCCCCCGAACACGUCCCUGCAAAAGGACGCCCUCCUUGCGCUGACACGCUCGGCCACCGUCUUCGUCUCCUCCCUCGCGCACCACGCCAACGAGCAGUCCCAGCUACGCCAUCGUAAGACGCUGGGCGUACAAGACGUGUACGUCGCGCUGCAGGAGAUGGAAAUGGCCGGGGUGAUGGAUCUGGCCGCGAUCGGGCAGGACGGGCGACAGGGCGGCCGGUUAGAACGCGAAGUCGCGGCGUAUGAGGAGAGCGUGAUGAAGAAGCGGAAGGGGUAUAGAGAGAAAGUCAAGGCAAGGGAGUCCGCGGGUGGUGGUGGUGGGGAAGAGGAUCGGGAUCGGGGCGAGCCCAGUAGCAAGAAACUCAGACGGACUAGCCACGAAGAGGACGAGGAUGAGGACGAGAGGAUGCUGGAGCAGCAGUUGAAUGGGACGGCGGGGGUCGAGGUGGAUGCUCCGAACGUGAAUGGAAGGUCCGAAGACGAUGCGACCUCUCUCUCCGGGCUCGGGAAUGGAAAAGAAAAGGCCAUCACAGCAUCGCGUGGACAGCAGGACGAAGAUGAAGACGUCGGCGAUGGAGAUGCAGAUGAUGCCGGGGACGACGGUGCCGAUGGCGAUGGCGCUGGCGAUGAAGAAGACGACCAGGACGAUGACGAAACGGAAGAUGACGAGGAUGAGAACGAGGAUGAGAAUGACAACGCAGAAGACGACGACGUGGCAGACAAUGACGACGUUGAUGACGCCCGGCUUACGAACGGUCGAAGGAGAGGUCUCCUGCCUAACGGCGAGGUCGAGAUCGGGAGCGACGAGGAGAGCGAUUGA